CAAAAUACCGAAAAUAACAAAAAUAAAAACAACGGAGCAGCAACAGCCUCACACAUACAUACACACGCGGGAAUUUUUUCGGGCCUCGCUUAGCGCGCGUGUGUGUGUGUGUUGCAGUUGCAUAGUUUUUGCUUCUUUUAUUUUUUUUUUUGUUGUUUUGUACUGGAAUUUUGUCUUCUCCCUCUCUCUGUGUGGAAAACGGAGAGAGCGCGCGCAACGUUUUCCGCAGAAUUAUUUUUAAGCGUGUGUGUUUAUCAUUAAAACUACAAUUUUUUUUGGUUCUUGUGCAGUUGAGAUUUGAAUUUUACCCCCGCAAAAUACAAAAGGCAAUCAAACGAAGGAUUAUAAAGUCAAAAAAUCGAAAGAAGAUUCGAUCUUCACACACACAAAACAACACACCACAGCACACACACAACAAACACACACCAUGUUCACCGAAAAGGGAAUCUUUCCCAUUGGAGACGGACUUCUGGACGUGGACGCCGAUCGGCUAAAGGGACUUCUCGUGUCGUGUCACGACAUCAACGAGAUCUACGAGGUGGAACAGACGCCGUUUGCCAGGGGCAAAUUCGCCGCCGUUCGCCGCGCCAUCCACAAGAACACGGGCUCGCACUUCGCGGCCAAGUUCCUGAAGCGGAGGCGCCGGGCGCAGAGCAGCGACAAGGAGAUCAAGCACGAGAUCGCGGUGCUGAUGCUCUGCGAGGGCGAGGACAACAUCGUCAACCUCAACGCCGUCCACGAGACGCGCUCGGACACAGCACUCCUGCUGGAGCUGGCCACUGGUGGUGAGCUGCAGACGAUCCUGGACAACGAGGAGUGCCUGACGGAGGCGCAGGCCCGCCACUGCAUGCGCGAGGUGCUCAAGGCGCUGAAGUUCCUGCACGACCGCUCCAUUGCCCACUUGGACCUCAAGCCGCAGAACAUCCUGCUCGCCGGCGAGCGCAUUGAAGAUGGAUUGAAGCUGUGCGACUUUGGCAUCUCGCGGGUGGUGUGCGAGGGCAUCAACGUGCGGGAAAUGGCUGGCACACCCGACUACGUGGCCCCCGAGGUGCUGCAGUACGAGCCGCUGUCCCUGCUGACGGACAUCUGGUCGGUGGGCGUGCUCACCUACGUGCUGCUGUCCGGAUUCUCGCCCUUCGGCGGCGACACCAAGCAGGAGACCUUCCUCAACAUCUCGCAGUGCGCCCUCACCUUCCCGGACAACCUCUUCGGCGGCGUCUCGCCGGUGGCCAUCGACUUCAUCCGUCGCGCAUUGCGAAUUAAGCCAAACGAUCGCAUGAAUGCCGCCGGCUGCUUGGAGCACGUCUGGCUAAAGGACGACUGUUCCCUGGACAGACAGAUCUAUCUGCAGCCCCAGAGCGAUGCCGAGGAGGAAGAGGAGGAGGAGGAGGACGACGACGACGAUGACGAUGACGAGGAAGUGGAGGAUGAAGAGGAGCCCGUCGAGGCGCCGGAAGAGGAGGUGGAGGAGCAGACCGUGGAGGAGCCAGCGUCAGAGCCAACCCAUCAGCAGCAGCAGCAGCAGCAACAACAGCUGCAGCAUCAGCAGCAGCAACAACAGCUGCAGCAGCAACAGCAGCAACAACAACAGCAGCACCAUCAUCAGCUGGCCAAAUCCGGCAGCAAUAGCAAACCGACGCACAAUGGCCACCAUCGGGCGAAUAGCAGCGGCAGCAUCUCCAAGAUACCCAUUGCCACCAGCAAGCUGCUGAGCAGUCCCAGCUCGGAGACCACCACGGCCAUCCACACGCUGACCAGCAACAGCAUCGGCAAUAGCAACAGCAUCGGCAACAGCAACAGCAAUAAGCCCACCCAGAUUGUGACGCCGACGCGACGAGCCUCGGAUUCGGACAAGGAGAACACAUACACGGCCACGUUUGUGAAGAAACCGGUGGCCACCAUUCAGCUGGGCAGCUCCAAUGGCAUCGACGAUGCCACAGUGGUGGCCACACUCACCCUCUUUCCCGAUGCCCCCACCACGCCCAAGGUGAUCCGCAAGACGCCCUCGGGCGAAUCGAAUGGCUCGGCCACGUCCGUCAAGGCUCUGGUCAAGAAGUUCCAGCUGGAGGACUCGGUGGGUUCGGCAUCCAUGUGCCGACGCAGUGGGGGAUCGGCGGUGAACGGCAGCAGCUGCAGCAGCAGUGGCUUGCAUUCGCCCACGUCGACGACGACGACGACGACGAGGAUGAACAGUAUACGUCGGGCAUCGGAGCCGCUUACCACGGUCUACAAGAAGCAGCAGCAGCAGCAGCAGAUGCCACAGAAUGGAUGCAGUGGGAGUCCAAGUCCUGGCAGCAGUCCUAACUCCGGCAGCACCGCCACCCUGCUGAUCCACAGCCAGCGUUUGGCCAGCAGUACGGCUCCAGCAACAGCAUUAGCAACCGCAACAGCAACAGCCACAGCCACCUCCUCUGCCAGCAACAGUAGCUCCAGCUCCAACUCCAGCUCAGGGAAGACAGCGAGUAAUGCAGCCGCCCAUCAUCUGCACCACCAUCACAUGCACCACCAUCACCAUCAUCACCACCAUCAUGUGGUGAUUGCGGCCAAGAAUGCCGCCGCCGUGGCCGCCACCAACAACCUGAGCCUGGACCAGGGUAUCAUCUGUUAG
Molecule: messenger RNA, 2608 nt
Organism: Drosophila elegans
Lineage: Eukaryota; Metazoa; Arthropoda; Insecta; Diptera; Drosophilidae
Gene: Drak
Product: death-associated protein kinase related
Exons: 5
Coding region: 428-2608 (726 amino acids)
Biological process (GO): protein phosphorylation; positive regulation of apoptotic process; intracellular signal transduction
Cellular component (GO): nucleus
Molecular function (GO): ATP binding; protein serine/threonine kinase activity
Source: RefSeq, a predicted model, not a curated record